Molecule: messenger RNA, 3183 nt
Organism: Arthroderma uncinatum
Lineage: Eukaryota; Fungi; Ascomycota; Eurotiomycetes; Onygenales; Arthrodermataceae
Product: U3 small nucleolar RNA-associated protein 14
Exons: 3
Coding region: 1-3183 (1060 amino acids)
Biological process (GO): rRNA processing
Cellular component (GO): small-subunit processome; nucleolus
Source: RefSeq, a predicted model, not a curated record
AUGGCGGGACGAAGAUCGAAUAUCCUUAAGCCGCAGGAGAAGCGGGCAAAACCUGCGGCGAAGAGGCGGCCGAAAAACAACUUAAAUGCGCUGGCUACAGCAGAGAAACAAUAUCCCACAAAGACAAAAAUGCGAAGACACCGGCUCGGCGACGACGAACUCAGCCAGCCUACCCGAAAGCGCGGGAUGGACGGUGACGAUGACGAGGAUGAGGACGCCGGCCGGUCGAAACGACCACGAAGAGGGCUAGACCAGGACGGAUCGGACGUCGAUGGAGGUAGCGACAGCGACGGCAAUGAGUGGAGGAUAGGGGCAGUCGAUAGUGAUAACGACAGUGAUAUUGACAGUGAUGAGGCUAUGGGUGAGAGUGACGAAGAAAAAUUCGAAGGCUUUACGUUCCGCGGCAGUUCGACAAUGCAGAAAAAGGGCAAGAAGCCUGCAAAGGUUCAGAAGCGUAAAGCUGACGUUGAGCUAUCUGAAGGUGGGGAGGACGAUCUAUUGAAUGAAGAGUUUGAUGGCUUCUCGGAUGAAGAGGAGGAAGAUGAGGAAGAUGAUGAUCUUGGGGAGGAUGCUGUGGACCUUGCAACAGCGUGGGAUAUGAAUGAGGAGGAAUCUGAAGCAGAGGCUCCCAAAAAAUCCUCGAAGGGCAAAAAGAGCAAAGCCGACGCUAUGUCUGAAGAUGAUGAAGACCGUUCAUCAGCCGAAUCAGGCGAUGAGGACGAGGACGAGGAUGAGGAUGGGGAUGACGCGGAGUCUGACACGUCUGAGCUAUCCAUAUCCGACAAUGAAGGAGAGACGAAGCAAGGUCUCACCAAGCUCCAAAGAUUUGUGACUUCUUUGGGCCAGAAUGCUGGUUCAGUUACUGCUACAAGGCCGAAGACAGCUGUUCCUGGAGGAGAUCCUACAGAAUUUGGCUUAGCCCCAAGUCGAAAGCUUACAGUGGCAGAUUUGAUGCCCAGUAUAUCAGACUCUCGCAUGAAGGGCGCACUGAAGCAUAUUGACAACGACCCAUCUUCUACGACAAAUAAUACCGGGAUUCCUGGAAAACUAGAUGUUCCUCUUGCAAAACGACAACAGGAUCGCCUUGAUCGAGCUGCUGCUUACGAGAAAAGUAAAGAAACGCUGGCUAGGUGGAUAGAAACCGUCAAAUCCAAUAGGCGGGCUGAACAUCUCUCUUUCCCUCUUGCGGAGCCGGAUGCGCUGCAGCCUUCUAAAGUCGUGGACUCCAAGCCUCGAACCGAUCUCGAAACUACCAUUCAAAAUAUACUGGUGGAGAGCGGGUUAGCAGACUCGAAGAAUGGAACCGCAGAGGAUAAAAUACAGGAAUUCGAGGAGCUCCAAGCGAAGAAAAUUUCUCUUGAAGAGAUCCAGGCUCGUCGUGCAGAACUCCGGAAACAAAGAGACUUGUUAUUCCGCGAAGAAAUUCGGUCAAAGAGAAUCAAGAAGAUCAAGAGCAAGGCUUAUCGCCGUGUCCAUCGAAAAGAGCGAGAGCGGCUGGAGAAGACGGAACAGGAAGCACUUGCAGCCGCGGGGGUGGAUAUGGACGAAGAAGAUCGAGAGCGUAACGAUAGGUUACGCGCAGAAGCUAGGAUGGGCUCAAAACACAAAGAUAGCAAAUGGGCUAAGAGUCUCAAGCAGACAGGUCGAACGGCGUGGGACGAAGAGGCCAGAACGGAGAUGGCGGAUCUGGCAAGAAGGGAAGAAGAGCUGCAAAAGCGAAUUCAAGGGAAACGCGUUGUCGACGAAGACGAUGAGUACCUAUCGUCGAGCUCUGAGGGUGAUGAUGAGAGCGGAUCGGAAAUCGAAGGGUUUAAACUGCGAGAAAAGAUUGACAAGCUCAAUGGCGACGAAAAGGAGGCUACUAAAGAAUCAGGACCAUAUUCCGGCUUACUCUCUAUGAAGUUUAUGCAGAACGCCGACGCAGCACGAAAAGAAUCAAACGAUCGCGAGCUGAGACAAAUUAAACGCCAGCUCAAUGGUGAAAAGUCUGCAUCGGAAGAAGAGAUACAAGAAGAGGCUGGUCGCCAAAAGUUCGGCAAACAGGUCACAAAAGCAUCAAAUACGCUCCCUUCGAAGUCUUCACAUGACCGCGAGGCCAGCAAUGAUGAGGCACUUGAGGCUUCCGGUUCAGAAUCCGAUAUCGAAAUUCGCGUCAACUCCGAGUCGAAGCAGAAGCCCAAGGCGAAAUCAUCCUUGAAGAAAAAACGCCAUAACCUGGAUGCCACAAAACAAUCUACGGAAGAUGAGGGGGAGAAUCCCUGGCUUACAGAGACGUCCAAGAAGCCGCGGUCGAAAAAAGGAGCUGUCAAUGCUACCGCAGAAGUUAGCUUAAUUGACAAUUCUGGGUCAAUUAUUCCUCUAGAAACCGAUCAGCGGGGCUCUAAAUCAAAGCGUCAAGGCGGUUCAGGAAAAGCGGCCGUUCAGCAUGUUAACGAUGAUGAGCGGUCUGAGGAUGAGGAUGAAUCCAGCGUGCCCGUCCUCCUUAAAAAUGAGGAGUUGAUCAAGAGGGCGUUCGCCGGCGAUGAAGUGCUACAGACGUUCAAUAGCGAGAAAAAGCAAACCAUCAAAGAAGAAGAUGACAAGGUGGUAGAAGACACGCUGCCUGGAUGGGGAAGCUGGGCUGGAGCAGGACUCAGCCGAGCAGACAAGAAGCGGGUUAAACGGACGUUCACCACCAUCGAGGGAAUCAGCGCUGAAAAGCGAAAGGACGCAAAACUUGACCGAGUUAUCAUUAACGAAAAACAGGUGAAAAAGAACAACAAGUAUCUCGCUUCCCAGCUCCCACAUCCGUUUGAAUCCAGGCAGCAGUACGAGCGGUCCUUGCGACUACCCAUUGGCCCUGAGUGGACGACCAAGUCAACCUUCCAAACCGCAACGAAGCCUCGCGUGAUGAUUAAACAGGGUGUUAUCAAACCAAUCCAACGGCCCGCAUUAACAGGCGCUCUUCUGUGUAACCCGCCUUCGGGCAACCGUGGUGUAGGAGACCACUCGGUGACCCUAUCAGCUGAUGCUCUUCGAUCUAUCCUGGAGUUGUUUGCGGCAAGAGAUCAAACCGCAGAGGGUGGCGUCCCCAUCUCCAACCCGUCUGGCCAUGGAGAAGAUGAUCCAGCAGCGCGAUGGGACCUCGAGAUCGAUUAUCCCUUCGCAUGUGCUCAUGUCGAUCGUGUUUUGACUGACCAUUGA